AGAUUUUUUUACAUGUGGAGUUGAACACUGCAAGUCCGGCUAUCCCUAUCCAAAUGUCGUAAUGAACAACUCCGCAAGGCCCACCGGAUUCGAAGCCGCGGGUGGUGCUAGCCUGCCCUUCGGUGGUUUCGGAGCUGCUGCAUCCAGCAGUACUACGACCGGGGUUUUCGGUGUCUGUAGAACAACUGGCUCCGGUGGCGGUAGCGGUAGUACAAGUACUACAACAACUGGUGGAUUUGGAUUUGGCUUUUCUAGUCGUGCUCCAAAUGCUGGGGAUUCCGUUGGAGGUGCGAAUCCAUUAGUUGUGCCUCAUAUUUCUUUACCGUCAUCUACCUUGUCGAGCAACAACAUGAUGGUAGAGAACACAAUCGGUGCCUCAGCUCCUGGAAAAGGAGAUCGCUCAGGGACCGCAGCCACAGGCUUAUUCCUAUCGUCGGAUCCCAAUACCUACUUAUCGGCAGUUCCGAAGAGCAGAUCCUCUGCUCAGUUCAUCCCUUCGCAGGCACCAGCAGCAUCAUACGGAGCAGUGCGAGGAGCAGUUGUUCAGCAGCGCUCCCUUGCUAAUGCAGAUGAUCACCACCUCAAGAGUAACCUGCGGCCGCAACGCGUCAUGGCAACUCGGUCUGGUCGAGGCGCUCCAUAUGGACAGCGUUCGCAGGACGUGAAACAUCAAGUAACUUCUCAUACAGUUCCACCUUCUAAGUUUUUCAAUGAACAACAUGGUAGUAGAAGUACAACUGCCCCAGCUGUUCCUUCUUCUAUUUCCACCUUGAAUGGACAAAAUAGGCAGUCUGCAGUGGAUGUUGAUGAACAAGUCUUAUUGGACCUGCUAUUCACAGUUUACGUUAAGGCUCAGCUUUCAUUGGUCACGCGAACUGGAUAAAACUGGGAUCAUCCCUUCGGCGGUCUUGGGAUACAAAAAAAAAAACUGAAAUCGAAGAGGAGACCCCUGAGAGAACAGGGGAAAACACGGGGAGAGGCAUGGGGCAUUUUUCUUUCAGAAUCAGUGGCCACUGACUGCUGACCUUUAAUUACGGGCAUCGUGAGUUUCGUUCUGGGCAGAAGGAGCUGUUACGUGCUGUGUGCGUCAACCGAUGGGACGCACUGGGUGUCCUGGCUACCGCAACCGGGAAAUCCGCAAUUUUUCAGCUUCCAGCUCUAUUCGAGGCAGCAAGACUUAAGGCUUACCUUCUCAGUGAAAUAAUUUCUAUUUCAUCUUGAGAAGCAUGAUUUUUGUCUUUCAAGAGCUCGCAUAUUCUUUUUUCUUAAAUUAUUCUAGGGGGAACGAAAUAACAGGUCGCAGAAGAUGCAUCCAUUACUUAUUAUAUUUGCAGAUGCAAACUCGAUCAUCUCGGACGGUAACGACGUCUUCUAAAAGAUGCGGUACAGCAAAAGUGGUCAUCUGUAUCAGUCCAUUGAUCAGCCUGAUGCAAGACCAAGUGCGACGCUUGAACGAAAAUGCAGAUCGACUGCGCCACGUCUUCGAUUCGAACACAUUGGAUAGUCCGAUUGCGAUCCACUUACAGAGGAGUGAAGAUGAACAAACAGUUUUGAGCGCGAUCGAUUUGGAAAAUGGUUUUGUGGUUAAGGCUUAUUAAUUACAGUAGUUGCACUGAUUUUGAAGCAUUCUGAAAGACUUUUCAUCUAGUUCCGAAAAGCGGAACAAGAACAAGAAGCCGCUUCUUGAGAUGGAACUCGGUGAGCUCUAAUUUGGGAUAUCGUUACAUCUACAUGUCACCAGAGCGAUUGGCGGGAUCUGGCAAAACGUUUCUUGAAAAAUUGCAUUUACAUCCAUUUCCUAAGCGGAACGUCGGGAGUCCCGGAAUGAAGAAGAACAUGCACGAUAGAGGAGGAGAUCAUGUUGGGAGCUGCGUUCACGAAGAUAGAGAAGGAGACGGCGGCGAGAGUAGAAGUGGCAACAUUUCUCUCAUUGCGAUAGACGAAGCGCACUGUAUUCCGGCGUGGGGCCACGAUUUCAGAACUCCCUACUUGAAAAUCGGAGAGCUCUUGCGUGGUCAGAGCGAAAGUGUCCUGAAGGACAUCCCAAUUUUGGCGCUAACCGCGACCGCGCCCCCAAAGGUUCGGAAGGACAUCCAUACUUUUCUGAAGCUUCGUGAAAAACCUCAAACCUUGGAUUACGUCGGAGACCUCUAUCGAGAAAAUCUAAACUUUGAAGUAGUGAAGAAAGUUGCCAAGAGCCAUCCGAAACUCAAUUAAGGAUUACCAAGUUGAAGUUACAUUCUUCUCCAAUACUAUCCUUGACCUAUGUAUUUACUUGUUGUUGUUCAUAGAAAAAGGGCCAAGGGGGAUAUCGAACUCCUGAGGAAUAUCAUUCUGGAACCUCUAACUCAAGCCAAAAAAGAAGGGCGAGCAGCCUCUACCCCAGUACGCUGUCGAUUUCAAGUUCUUAGUCGAUGAAGUCCGGAGCUGCACCGCCUCCGGAAAGGCGUACGACAAGCCCACUGUGAUCUACGUGCCGAGCCGAGAUUUGUGUGAUGAGAUGCAGGCGUAUUUGGACACCGAGUUGACCAACAACAUUGGCAGUAGAGAUUGGUUAGUAGAUGAAGUACCUUUGCGUGCAACCAGGGAUGGCAAUAAGAACGAGGAUUACUUAAGGUCAACAUUUAGAAGUAAGUAUCCAUCUUUCUCGGCAUCUCGGUAGUACCGUUUCCCUUGUAUUCUGCUCAUGAAAUGCAAGGUAAAAGGGACCCCAGCAAGAAAAGGGGGGCCGAGAUGCAAUCUAGCAGACUCUAAAUUACAAGCUGGAGACUGUUCCAACUAGGCGAAAAGUAAAGCUCCUCCUGAGGAGUCCUGAAGAUGAAAAAGCAAACAACAUGUCCAGGUGUGAAGUCAUCUCGCAAGAAAAAAAAGAAGACAAGAACUCCGUUACUGCGGCAUCCACGGUUGAAAAGGAAUACCUCGACUGUUCGGAUCUGCAGCAUGCGAUUCAAGAGGGAGGCGUGGAAGUGCUCCGUUAUCACGCAUGCGUGAAUGAGCAAGAAAAGGAGCGCGCGCUGCACGCUUUUCAGACCGGCGUGUCGUACAUCUGCGAGGAAGACGAGGACCACGAAGGACGUACGAAUCGCAAGCGGAGGCAAGUAGUGAAGAAGCAGGCGCAAAUAAUAGUAGCGACAAGCGCCUUCGGAAUGGGCGUUGAUAAGAGGGAUAUCCGUCAAGUGUUCCACUGGGGCCCGCCUCGCACUGUCGAAGCGUAUGUGCAGUUAAGGCGAGCAAGAGAGCGUCCUCAGCAUCAUCCUUGGAGCCUUUUUCAACGGGAAAAAGGGCUCAGGGAUGCUCUCAGGGAUGUGACGCGGUAGCUCUAAUGCAGGAGAGUGGCCGUGGGGGAAGAGACGGCAACCCCUGCACCUGCAAAAUCUUCUGGGGCCACGGCGACUUCUACCGCAGGACGCCUGCUCUGCAGGAUUUCUGCAAAAACGAAACGGAAUGUCGACAGCACAUACUUGUCCGAUAUCUGAUCGGAGAGCAAAAUUUCCAACCAAAACAGCUCCAGCAUUGCCAAUGCGACAACUGCGCGACCAGGAACCGGCACAGAAACUCAAAUUGCAACUCCUUACCUCCAAG
Messenger RNA from Amoebophrya sp. A25, 3582 nucleotides. Lineage: Eukaryota; Dinophyceae; Syndiniales; Amoebophryaceae. The record is from the annotation of a GenBank genome assembly.